Nomia melanderi (Alkali bee) is the source of this 1748-nucleotide messenger RNA. Its product is annotated as calcyphosin-like protein. The record is from RefSeq and is a predicted model, not a curated record. Lineage: Eukaryota; Metazoa; Arthropoda; Insecta; Hymenoptera; Halictidae. Gene Ontology annotation, molecular function: calcium ion binding.
UAGCCGCGUUAAAAGAACUCGGCACCGUCACUUCCCUUCCGGUCUUCUUCAGAGUAAUCACGAACCAUUCCUGAUCCUUAUCCACUGUCUACUAUUAUAAAUAAUUCUCUGCAAAACUGGCGCGCAUGGUUUAAACUUCCCUUCCUUAAAACCGAGGGAUGUUCUUUAACAGGCCGCAAAGCGCGACGACGAGGCAAGAGACUGAGAUGAUAAAUAAGGCCCAACGGGCCAUACACGCAACCACGGAUUCUAUAGAUAAAAUACGCCUGCUCUGCCUGGCCAGAGGUGCCAAUGGCAUCCUCGGUCUUGGUAGAGCGUUCCGUCGCAUGGACGACGACGGCAACAAGAAGCUAAACAUCGAGGAGUUCACGAAAGGCUUGGAGGAGUCAGGUUUAGACUUUUCCGACGACGAGGUGAAAGAGAUCUUCGACAAGUUCGACACCGAUGGUGACGGGAACGUCAGCGUGGACGAAUUCAUCGUUGCCAUACGGCCUCCGAUGUCGCAGAACCGCAGGAACGUUGUGGAUCAAGCGUUCAAGAAAUUAGACAAGACCGGGGACGGCGUGAUCACGGUCGAUGAUUUGAGGGGCGUGUAUAACGUGAAAUGUCAUCCGCGUUACAUAAGCGGAGAGGAAAGCGAAGACAGCAUUUUGAACAAGUUCUUGGCCAACUUUGAACAGAACAAUACCAGAGACGGCGUCGUCACAGAAGAAGAGUUCAUGAACUAUUACAGUGCUAUUAGCGCGAGCAUCGACCACGACGCGUACUUCGAUUUGAUGAUGCGAAAUGCUUAUAAGCUCUGAACUUUGUACACAGCUACAGUCAACUCGGAAUUAUCGGCUUUAUCAAGGACGUUAAGCUUUCACGGUCAAUGCCAGGAGUCAAAGAAUACAGCAUACUUAUCUGGGGCACAAUUGUGUUCAUUAUUUACAACCCGAGCAGUGAACGUAUUCAACUGUCGGAUAUUAUAAGGCCUCCCUUAUGCAAUAAUUAAUGAUUUUCAAACGCUCGCUAUAGUCUGAUUCUUUUCAUACACGGUUGUCCCGUGACUAAGCUAUUCCGUAAUGAAGGCAACGAGGAAAUAAUCUUGCAAAAUAAGCUCCAUUGUUCUUCAUAAGCGUAGAGCAGCGGUUCUCAAUUCGAUCCAUAGGCGUCCUUUGAUGCUCUGCAAGUAAAGUUCAUUUGUGAGUUAACUGCACCGCGUUGGUCACGUUUGAGAAUCACUGCGUUGAAUUAUUAUCCUAUUAUACAAUUAUAUGAAUUGUAUGAGUGCAUAGUAUGUAAGGAACAGAAGUUGGUUAUAGGGUCCAAUACAGUGUAAACAUAUAUUUACUUACCCGAAGUAACGAGAUAUAAGAGGAACAAUUAUCCUGUUAAAGAUUAAUUAAUAUUUUAACCGACGUUUCGCGCUAUCCAAUGUUAUUAUAUAUUGAAAGGGCAAGAGAAAGAAUACUUUAAAUAUUGUACUUCAUUCCAAAUAAAAGUUUGUUCACUCUAAUGUUAUAAAAUAUUAAAAUAACGUUUAUACUUAACCAUACUGUACAGUCAUUUCAGUAUAAAGAAAAUACCAUCGGCUUUCAUUACUGCGUUUAUCUGUGUGAAAGUAAUUAUUGCGAUUAUAACGAAUUUUUUGAAGUUAUUUAUUACCCACGUACCAGCCAGCGGUAUCAAGAAACAUCCUUAUCGUGGAUGAUAAAGAACCAAAUAGCAAACUACAUUGUAUCUCAAUCAUUAUCAAAUAAAGUCAA